GCGCGUCCUGCAGCGCCCGGGACGCGUCCUGCAGCCACGGGGCGGGGCGUGCGCUCAGCCCAUUUCCUCAUUUGAGCAGCGCUUGAACGAGGCUCUUUAUCUCGGGAAAGAUGGCAGAUCCCUGGCAAGAAUGUAUGGAUUAUGCAGUUGGUUUAGCAAGGAAAGCUGGGGAGAUAAUCUGUGGAGCGCUCAAAGAAGAAAGAUCUUUUAUGACUAAAAGUUCACCUGUGGAUCUAGUGACAGAAACUGAUCAAAAAGUAGAAAACUUCAUUAUUUCUUUGAUAAAAGAGAAGUAUCCUUCUCACAGCUUUAUUGGAGAAGAAUCUGUUGCAGCUGGAGAGGGCAGCAUUCUGACAGAUAACCCCACAUGGAUUAUAGACCCUAUUGAUGGAACUACCAACUUUGUACACAGGUUUCCAUUUGUGGCAGUUUCAAUUGGCUUUGUUGUAAACAAAAAGAUAGAGUUUGGAAUUGUGUAUAGUUGUAUAGAAGACAAGAUGUAUACUGCCAGAAAAGGAAAAGGUGCAUUUUGCAAUGGUCAGAAACUUCAAGUGUCGGGCCAAGAAGACAUUACAAAAUCCCUUUUAGUAACAGAAUUGGGGUCAAAUCGUGAUCCAGAGGCUAUAAAAAUAAUUCUUUCUAAUAUGGAAAGACUUCUCAGUAUUCCUAUUCAUGGGAUUAGAGCUGUUGGUACAGCAGCUGUGAACAUGUGCCUUGUGGCUACAGGUGGAGCUGAUGCCUAUUACGAAAUGGGGAUUCACUGCUGGGAUAUGGCAGGAGCUGGAAUCAUUAUUACUGAAGCCGGUGGAGUACUGCUGGAUGUAACAGGUGGACCAUUUGAUUUGAUGUCUCGAAGAAUAAUUGCAGCAAGUAGUCGAGCUAUCGGAGAGAGAAUAGCCAAAGCACUUCAAGUAAUUCCUCUGAGAAGAGAUGAUGCAACCAACUGAACACCAAAGCUGCACCAUAAAUGUCCUUAUCUAUUGUUGUCUCAUAUCCCACAUGGUGGUUGUUCUACACCUUGAAUAGAUGGUAGUCUUUCAGUACUGAUGUGGCUGCUAAGUAGAGCUUUGAGAUUGAACAACAUUCUAAGUAAGCUUUAACUGUUGAGUACUUUAUUUAACAUCACAAUUAGAUAAAAACCUAGAAAAAUAAGCCAAUAUAUGCAACUAGUAUUUUCAAGUUUUAUACUAUACUGGAACACAUAGCAAGAGACUCUUUGAUGUAUAGAUAAAUAAAGAUCUCUAGUUCUGUAAGUGACAAAAAUAAAACCCACUGUCCUAAUACCGCAUCAUCGUAUCUGAUCCUGAACCCAAAAAGAUGAAGGCAUUACUGUUUGUCCAGUCUUUCUCUGUCCAGUCUCCAAUGUAUUGAUUUCCUUACCUCAUUGCAGUUUUUGUAGACGUGGUUCACACAUUUCCAAACUUGCUGGUUGCUUGUAGUUUUGGCUACAAUUUAAAGCCUUUAUUACUUGUCUGUCAUUGGUUUUGUAGUCAUCAUUCUACCUUUCCAGUGGUAGAUGGACACAAUCUCUUCCUUAGCCUCACGUGUGGCCAGUACACUUGCAAAUCCAUUACAAUUUCAAAAGUAACUGUGCCAGAAAAUAAUGUGCAUCUUCCAGAAUUAAGUUCUGAGCACACCUGUCACCAAAUGUACUUGAAAUUAAGUUGCAGUAUGAUUUGCAUUUUGUUAAUUUCAAUUGGGUUUCUUCAUGGAUGAGUGUGCUUCAAAGUCUAAGGAAUCAUUAAAUCCAAGAGAGUUUUCAGUACUUCAGCUGGCAAAAAAUAAGCCCAUAGUAUGUAUUCUUCACAUAAUUUUCUAAUUUUUCAUAAUUUUUUAUAAGCUACAAAAGCAAUGACUAACCAGGAUCAGAUUUACAUUGUGUUUUACAGAAUGUACGUAGAGGAUGAUACAUACCUGAACCUAAAGGGUUUAUAAAUUAAGAAAUAUUAGUGAUUUAAUUCUAGGUCGUAGCUGUUGUAAACUUUGAAAAUUAUACUGGUUCUCUGCAUUUUUGUAUUUAAGAUUGUUAAAAGCAUCAGUGCACUGUUCAGAUAAUUAAUGCACUUUAAAAAAAUUAUGUCAGAUCGGUUUUUAGACUGAUUUUUUUUUUUUUUUUUUUCCUGUU
This is a messenger RNA of Pseudopodoces humilis (Tibetan ground-tit), 2125 nucleotides long. RefSeq names its product inositol monophosphatase 1 (gene IMPA1). Lineage: Eukaryota; Metazoa; Chordata; Aves; Passeriformes; Paridae. Gene Ontology annotation, biological process: inositol metabolic process; signal transduction; phosphatidylinositol phosphate biosynthetic process. The record is from RefSeq and is a predicted model, not a curated record. Gene Ontology annotation, molecular function: inositol monophosphate 1-phosphatase activity.